UUCUUCACAGAGAGAAGCAGGCAAGCGUAGUACCACCUCCUGACACUCUCUCACUCUUGAUCAAUGGAGCUUCGACACCGAGCUAUGCCUUUCCUGCGUCUCUGUAACCUAGGGUUUCGUCUCUGCAACUCUCAAAUUUCAUCAGUUCCCCUUUCCCUGCAACGUAGCGUUUCUCCUUCUCUCUCCGCCUCUUUCAUAUUUUAGGGUUUAUUUGCCUCUUCUCGCUGUCUCCCAUCCUUGGAUGAUCGGGGAAAAUUGUUAAUGGAUCAGCAGUUGCAGGGCAGGUUUCCCCAUUCUCAACUGUCUGGUCCUGAGUAUGAUGCCCUAAAUUUGCCUUUUUGGGGCAAUAUUCUAAUAGGAUUAACUCUUUUGGGCGUGGGACGUUAAUGGUGGGUUCUGGUUCUUCUUAUGAUGGGAACUUUGAGCAAGGGCUUCUUCAAUUGCCUGGAACUUCUGGGAUUUUGAGUCCCUCUGAUCAAGGGGUCUGUAACCCUAGGGUUCUGAUGAAUAAUCUUCUCUUUCUUGAGCAGAAGAUUCAUGACCUUCAAGGUGUCGUGAAGUCCAUGAUCGAUGAGGAUUGCUCAGAUGACCUCUCAAUUAGACAGAGAAUGGUUUCUUCGGAUAUCGCAUCGAUCAUGGUUCAGUUUGUAUCAACUGCUGGAAAAUUAGGGUUUGGGUCUGGCCAAAACUCCAAUUGUUUGCAGACAGGUACUGGAAUUGGAGCUUCAGGGUUCCCCAUGAAUAGCUUGCAUCAAUUUGGAAAUGGGUUUUUGACUAUUGGGGAUUCUGAAAUGGGGGUUGGAACGAAUCUCUUAGAUUCAGUUGUUCAUAGAGAGGUCAAAGAUGUUGGAGCUGCUGAAUUGGGAGGAUGUUUAACGACUGAUAAUACAUUUGCACCUUCGAGGAAUGGAUUCCCAGACGAUAACAAGUCCCGAGAGAAUUAUGUUUGUAAUGGAGCCAGACCAUCUGUCGUUGUCCCUCAAGGUCCUCAACCAGAUUCAGAUUUUAAUGGUGGAGCAAAAGAAGAGGAAGAUGAUGGGGAUGUUGAGGAUCUCAUACCUGGUUCUUACGAGCUUCUUGAAUUGGAGAAGGAAGAGAUCUUAGCCCCACAUACUCACUUCUGUUCAAUCUGUGGUAAGGGUUUCAAGAGAGAUGCAAACCUCCGAAUGCAUAUGCGAGGCCAUGGCGAUAAGUAUAAGACCCCUGAAGCUCUUGCUAGGCCUACCAGUAAGGACCCAAAAGGAGAGGGCCUUCACUUGAAGAGGUAUUCAUGCCCUUUUGAGGGGUGUAAGAGGAAUCAAAAGCAUAAAAAGUUUCAGCCAUUGAAGACCAUCUUGUGUGUAAAGAACCACUAUAAGAGGAGUCACUGUGAUAAGAGCUAUAUUUGCAGUAGGUGUCAUAGCAAAAAGUUCUCAGUGAUGGCUGACCUAAAGACCCAUGAGAAGCACUGUGGCCAAGAUAAAUGGCAAUGCUCUUGUGGUACCACAUUCUCAAGGAAGGAUAAGUUAUUUGGGCAUGUUGCUCUUUUUCAAGGCCACACUCCUGCUCUGCCUUUACCAGAGGCCAAAGGCUCUGGGGUUUCUGAUACUCAAGGAGUGAAGAGUGAAGGAAUGAAGAAGCCCAGCUUCAAUGGAGUUACAGGCAAUGUGAUUCCUAGUAUGCUUGGGUGCGGAACUAGCAACCCAAGUUUUAUUUCUUCUUCUCGAGCAGGGUACGAAGGGGAAGCUUGUGGAAAUAAUGGAAGGGUUCAUACUCACUCUGGAAUAACUGGAGUCGGCAUGAAACAGGGUUUUCUUGAGGAAUUCUUGGGAUCCAAUAUUGGGUUUCCUCAAUCUGCAGCAACACUUCUGGGGGGUUCGCAUUCCUUUCCCUCUUUGUAGUCUGGUCAUUUUCUCUUCAACCUAAUAGAAAUAACGCCAAUAUGCUAAUGGAUUGCUAUGGUGAUUAUGGUUCA
This is a messenger RNA of Amborella trichopoda, 1954 nucleotides long. Its product is annotated as protein SENSITIVE TO PROTON RHIZOTOXICITY 1. NCBI's taxonomy places the organism in Eukaryota, Viridiplantae, Streptophyta, Magnoliopsida, Amborellales, Amborellaceae. Gene Ontology annotation, biological process: response to aluminum ion; response to acidic pH. The record is from RefSeq and is a predicted model, not a curated record.